AUGGCCACAUCUUCAUCUGGAGACACAACCGCUGAUUCACCUUCAACUGUACGGCCAGUGUCUUCAUAUUGGGAAUGUGUUGAAUGUCAUAGUUAUAAUCCAUCAGCACGUCGAGCAUGUAAAGCAUGUCGUCGCCUUCGUCAAGAUUUACUUGAUCAAUGUCUUAAAGACUCUAAACCGGAAUCAACCAGUGUCGAACCAAAACCAACUCGAAUAGCAACAAAUCAUAUUGAAUCAAAUUCUUCUGCACCUACAACAACGAAGCCACCACCAAAUUGGUAUUGUGUUAUUUGUUCACAUCAUAACUGUAAGAAUGAUUCAGCACCGACAUGUGCUGGUUGUGGAAGUAUCUUUAUGACAAAUGUUGAAUAUCUUAAUUUUGUACAUGAACAAGAAAAACAAUUGUUACGUUAUCAAGAAGAUUCAAAAGCAUUCCAAGAAGAUUUACGUCAACAGGCAACUGCUGCUUAUUACAAAAAUAGUGAUGAAUUCGAAUGUAUUAUUUGUUAUGAAUUGACUGGAAAAAAUAAAGGUGUCUUAUUUCAUCAUUGUUUGCAUCCUAUGUGUAAACGUUGCGUUUUACAAAUGAUUGAAACAAGUACGGAACCAUUGCUGCGAUGUCCACAUGAUGAUUGCAUUACUAUAAUCGGUGAAAGAGAAUUGCGUGGUAUUGUGAAAGAUAUGAAACGUGAUCAAAAAAUAGUUGAUAGAUUAAAUGAAAUCGGUGUACGUUGGGCUGAAAGUCGGCAUAAAACUUUUCAUUGUAUUACGCCCGAUUGUAAUCAAUGGUGGUUCAUUGAGCAACUGCAAGGAAAUAAUAUUGUCUACUGUGAUGGAUGUAAACAUUGGAUUUGUAUGACCUGUGUAGCUGUCCAUGAGGGUCAAAAUUGUCUUGAAUAUCAAGAAGCUCUUAAAAUUAGAGCUAUGAAUGAUAUAACAGCUCGUAAAGAUCAAGAACAUUUAGAAGAAAUGAUCAAACGAAGAGAAGCGAUGCACUGUCCUGGUUGUCAAGUAAUUAUACAAAAAUUAUCCGGCUGUGAUUGGUUACAAUGUACACAGUGUAAAAUGGAAAUUUGUUGGCCAACUCGUGGUCCUCGAUGGGGUCCUGGUGGUCGUGGCGAUACAUCAGGUGGAUGUCGAUGUCGAUUAAAUAAAGGCAAAUUGUGUUCAAAAGACUGUCAAAAUUGCCACUAG
Rotaria socialis is the source of this 1194-nucleotide messenger RNA. Lineage: Eukaryota; Metazoa; Rotifera; Eurotatoria; Philodinida; Philodinidae. The record is from the annotation of a GenBank genome assembly.